GACACACAGACAUCCAUUAAUCACAUGUGUUCAAACAAGACACAGUGCUGCUAGUGCACUAUAUAAUAUAUAAUGCAGUGAGACCAGAUUUAAUUAAUGAUAUCAAGUGUCAUCAAAUCAUUACUGGUUGUGAAUAUAUGUGUAUAUAAAACAUAUUAAGCUAUUUAAUUGGGUUACAUAUAUUUCUAAAACAAUAUUAUAUAUGUAGAAUACAUUUAAAACAUAAAUUACAUUAAUAUGUGAAUCUGUUUGCAUUUUGUGACAGCUGAAGGAUGUGCGUUCCCUAACAAGUCAAAAGAACGAGGAAAUCUAGAUAAUAUUUUCAAUUUAAGUGGAAAAAUAAAAGCUUUUCUUUAAAAGGUGUUUUAGAAAGUAACUUAAAAGUGAUUAGUAAUGUGAUUAAUUUUUAUAUAAUGUAAUCAGUUAUCUGAUUACAAUUUUAGAGUAGUAAUUAAUCAUUUGUAGUUUUUUUUUUUUUUUUUUUUUUGUAUUUGAACCGACACUGAAAUGCCAAUAUAAAAAAUAUAUCAGAAAAAGUAAAUCACGUCGAAUGCAUAAUUGCAAAAAUGGUUUAGAACUGCAAAAUAACCUUUCUUUCCCUCAUUAAUCGUCAUUUUAUCAUUUUUUAAAAAUAUUUUUUUAUCUUGUUUUAUCUUUCAUUUUGGCCUGUCAUGUGAGUAAGUGGCAAAACAUCAGUAUCGGCCUAUACUUUUCUUUUUUUAAUCGGUAUUGUAUCGGACAAAAAUUUCCAUAUCAGUGCAUCCCUAAUAUUUAUAAAUAGCUAGUACAAAAACAAGGAAGUGAAACAUCUUUAAGCUUUUAUAAACUCAAGAAAUAUUUUUUUUCACCCCAAAAUCAAAAGAAAUUAGAAAUUAUAUUUUGCAUAAAGAAAAUAAAAACUAUUUUUAGGUGAAUUUAUGUUUUAUUGUUUUAUUUGUGUACUAUUAUGUGUUUUUCUGUGUACAGUGAAAUUUUUUCCUACUAAGAAAUAUACAUUUAAAUUAUUUGAUAUCACGAGAAAAAGGCACUACCGACAGCAGUAAAAGGCACACACAAAAAAAGACAUUUGAUAUAAUUACAGGACACAGUUGUCCAGCAUCUCUUGACUAAGGUUAUCAGAAUGGCUAAAAGAAGCUCUCACACCCAGUCUCACACCCCUCCCCAACUCUGAUCUUCACUUCACACACACACACACACACACACCAACACCUCCUGGAACCCCCCUCCUCAACCCUCCUGCUAUUCAAUCUGCACUUAUGAUCUGUGAGGAGGAUGUUUGCCGGGUCUUUCGGAAACAAAAGCUUCAGCUUCAGGCCCAGAAGGUGUUUUACCUGCCUGUCUGAAAGUCUGCACUGACCAACUGGCCCCCAUCUUCACACAGAUCUUCUAUAGAUCACUGGAGCAGUGUGAUGUUCCCUGCUGCUUCAAACGUUCCACCAUCAUUCCGGUUCCCAAAAAACCCCAAAUCACAGGACUUAAUGACUACAGAUCUUUCGCUCUCACAUCUGUGGUCAUGAAGUCAUUUGAGAGACUGGUUUUGGCCUACCUGAAGGACAUCACUGGACCCCUGCUGGACCCCCUUCAGUUUGCAUACUGAGAAAACAGGUCUGUGUAUGAUGCUGUCAAUAUGGGACUGCAUUAUAUCCUGCAACACCUCGGCAGACCUGAGACUUAUGCAAGGAUCCUAUUUGUGGACUUCAGUUCAGCCUUCAAUACCAUUAUGCCUGAUCUUCUCUCAACCAAACUGACCCGGCUCUCCGUGCCCACCCCAAUCUGUCGAUGGAUCACCAGCUUUCUGACAGAUAGGCAGCAGCUAGUGAGACUGGGGAAACUCACAUCCGGGACCCUCACUAUUAGCACUAGUGCUCCCUCAGGGAUGCGUUCUCUCUCCACUGCUCUUCUCCCUGUACACGAAUGACUGCGCUGCAAAAAACCCCACUAUCAAGCUCCUGAAGUUUGCAGACGACACCAUGGUCAUCUGCCUCAUCCGCGACGGUGACGAGUCUGCAUACAGACGGGAGGUUGAUCAGCUGGUUGUCUGGUGCGGUCACAACAACCUUGAGCUGAACCUGCUCAAAACAGUGGAGAUGAUAGUGGACUUCAGGAGAAUACAAUAAGAGUUAUAGCAAUAACAUGCAGUAUUUUCACAAAGUUUAACUGCAUAAGUUAAAUUUAAAUAUAUAUAAUAUAUAAAUACAAUUUAUAUAUAUCAACAUUAGAUGCUGGAAAUUUCCCACCCCUUACUGAAACGGAAAAUAUGAUUGGUUAGCAAAUAUCCAAUCCUGUCUGAAAUGAAUGUUCUGAUUGGUGGAUCAGUUUAGUUGGAAUCUCUGUCUUGCCCGUGCCAUCAGUUGCCUUCCCGCCCCUGCAGCUCCAUGCGUGUUUAGAGAGAAUCUCUUUACACUUUAUAAAAUAAUAAUAAUAAUAAUAAUAAUAAUAAGGUAUUCAUUGCUAGAUUUGUGCUGUUUGUUUACUGUCUUGAACUCGCGUCGCUUAAACGAGUUUCGCCCUCCUCGUGUGAAGACCUACUUGUGUAAAGACCAACGAGUCUACCUGUGCGAGUCCACCGAGCAAGGACACCAACAAGGUGCCACUCAACAUAGCACUUAAGUACUCUAUAUACUAACAUGUUUACUUCACGAAUAACACAUGCCUUCAAGCACAUCCCUGUUAUCUGUUACAGACCGUUUACACGAUAUCGAUGCAAGACCAAACGCAACCCACACAACCUAUGGCCACUUUGCACCAUAGCACCUGCUCCGCUCUCUUUCUCAGUGGGACUCUGGAACUGCCAGUCAGCUGUGAACAAAGCUGACUUCAUUCCAGCCUUUGCCACGCAGUCCACCCUCAGCAUCCUGGCACUGACAGAAACAUGGAUACGUCCAGAGGAUACAGCAACACCUGCUGCUCUCUCCAACAACUUCUCUCACACCCCUCGACACACCAGUAGGGGUGGGGGAACAGGUUUGCUUAUUCAUAACAACUGGACUUUUUCACUACAAUCUUCACAAUGUAACAAUACUAGUUUUGAAUUCCAUGCUAUUACUACAAUGCAACCCACAAAAAUACAUGUUGUUGUCAUCUAUCACCCUCCAGGUCAGCUGACAAACUUUCUUGAGGAGUUGGAUGUCCUGCUGUCCUCCUUGCCAGAGGAUGGUAGGCCACUUGUGGUCCUUGGUGAUUUCAACAUACACCAAGACAAGCCCCAGGCCACUGAACUGAAUACUCUCCUGGCCUCAUUUGACUUGGAAAAACUACACACCACAGCAACUCACAGAUCAGGCAACAAGCUGGACCUCAUCUUUACACGUAACUGUACCAACUCAAAUAUUCUUGUUACUCCUUUACAUGUCUCUGAUCACUACUUUGUUCAAUUCAACAUGACCCUCCCAUCUACAUUAAAACAGACUCCACCUUUGGUUUCCUUUCGCCGUAACCUCCAUUCCCUUUCACCCUCUCGCCUUUCCACUGCUGUCUCUACCUCUCUUACUACACCAAAUGCAUUUACCAUGCUUAAUGUAAACACUGCCACAGACACACUAAGCUCUACUUUAACAACCUGUCUAGACAACAUCUGUCCUAUCUCCUCUAGGCCAGCACGUGCUACACCACCCAGCCCCUGGCUGUCUGACGUCCUUCGUGAACAUCAGACUGACCUCAGGGCAGCUGAGAGGAGAUGGCGGAAAUCUAAAGAUCCAGCAGAUCUAGGUAAAUAUCGGUCCCUGCUUGCAACUUUUUCAGAUAACAUUAAAUCUGCAAAAACCUCCUAUUACCAGAACAAGAUCAACAGCACCACAGACACUCACAGCUUGUUUAGAACAUUCAACACACUUCUCUGCCCUCCCCCUCCACCACCAGACACAUCACUGACAGCAGAUGUCUUUGCCACUUUUUUUGCUAAUAUGGUUACAACCAUCAGCAAUACAUUCUCAGCACCACACCCUGUCAAACACCUGUCUCCUGUAUGCAACUUGUCUGUCUCUAUGUUCCCUCCUCUGACUGACACUGAGGUCUCUAAACUCCUCCUCUCCAACCACCCCACCACCUGUUCGCUUGACCCCAUUCCUUCUCACCUUCUCCAUGCCAUUUCUCCAUCCAUUCUACCUGCACUCACACACAUAAUUAACACAUCUCUACUUACAGGCACUUUUCCCACUACAUUUAAGCAGGCUCGAGUAACCCCGCUGCUGAAGAAACCCGCACUUAAUCCCACACAAAUAGAACACUACAGACCAGUCACUCUCAUCCCAUUCAUGGCAAAAACACACUCUGCCUAUCUCUCACAGAACAAGCUGCUGGAUGACAAUCAGUCAGACUUCAAAAGUGGACACUCCACUGAGACUGCCCUGCUGUCUGUCACUGAGUCGCUGAGACGGGCGAAAGCUGAAUCCAGAUCAUCCGUCCUGAUUCUGCUGGACCUUUCUGCAGCCUUUGACACAGUCAACCAUCAUAUCUUACUCUCUACACUCUCCUCGCUGGGCAUCACAGGAACUGUGCUUGACUGGUUUAAUUCCUAUCUCUCAGAGCACUGGGUCAGCCAUGAUACAGCACCCCUGGAGCAGAUAGGGUCAAGGACCUUGCUCAAGGGCCCAACAGUGACAUCUUGGCAGUGCUGGGGCUUGAACCCCUAACCUUCUGAUCAGUAACCCAAAGCCUUAACCACUGAGCCACCACUGCCUCUUGUAAGUCUAGACUGGACACGCAACUCUACUUGUCUUUCUAGCCCAACGACAACACAGUGACUGCUCGAAUUUCUGCCUACCUGGCGGACAUCUCGGCCUGGAUGAAGGAGCACCACCUGCAACUCAACCCAGCCAAGACUGAACUCCUUGUCUUUCCAGCCAACCCUGCUGUUGAACACAACAUCACCGUGCAGCUGGGUGCAACUACAGUAACGCCUUCCAAAUCGGUCAGAAAUCUAGGGGUAACCAUCGACAACAGACUACAUUUCACAGACCACGUCUCAAAGACCACAAGAUCAUGAAGAUUUACACUCUACAAUAUCAGGAAGAUAAGACCCUUCCUCUCUGAACAUGCCACACAACUGCUUGUCCAGUCACUUGUCAUAACUAGACUGGACUACUGUAACGCUCUCAUUGCAGGCCUCCCUGCAUAUGCAAUUAGACCCCUGCAAAUGAUCCAGAAUGCAGCAGCACGUCUGGUCUUUAAUGAACCAAAGAGAGCGCAUGUUACACCACUCCUUGUCUCUCUCCACUGGCUGCUGGUUGAUGCACAUAUCAAAUUCAAGGCUCUGAUGCUGGCAUACAGAACAGUCACUGGGUCUGCUCCAGCAUACCUAAAAUCAUUUAUGCAGAGCUACGCGCCCACUAGAAGCCUGCGGUCGGCUAAGGAACAUCGCCUUGUUGUACCAACACAAAGAGGCACCAAAGCACUUUCCCGGACUUUCAGCUUCAUCGUACCACGUUGGUGGAAUGACCUUCCCAACUCCAUCCGUGAAGCUGACUCACUCUCUGUCUUCAAAAAACAACUAAAAACACAUCUUUUCCGUGAGCAAUUAACCAGUCAUAAAAAAAUAAAAUUCCUGUUGCACUUUAUUCUGUUUUGAAUACUAUUAUGAUGCUAGUGAUACUUUGUAAUACAGCACUUUUCACACCACUGUCUCCUAAGAUGAUUUGCUUAUGUUUUCCUCUUUUGUAAGUCGCUUUUGGUCUGCCAAAUGAAUAAAUGUAAAUGUAAAUGUAAUAAAUUCACUCAACGGUGCUGCUGCAUUGUGUUAUUAGAUUGAAAAAGUUCAAAAGCCUACUCGCUGUCCUAGCGGUCAUACAUAUCAUCAUUUAUUUUAGGUGGGCAUAUGCAAAAUCCUAAGAAAGAUAGGUGGGCAUACAGCGUAUGCCCUAAACUACACUACUGGGGGUAAGUGCAAAAAAAUCCUAAUGGUUCUAAAAACAGGCUUGAUUUUUUUUUUCCUGAAAAAUAUUUCUUCUAAUUUUGGGGUGAAUUAUGACCUGGAUAUUUCUUUGUGAGAUUCACCCACUGAGGCCACAUUCUCAUUCCACUCAAGUUUUCAAAUCUGGCCAACAUAGUCGCAUGACAACUUGUAAUAAUUCGGAAGAGAUGAUGAAAUCGUAAGACAUUUUAUGACAUAUUCGCAAACAGUCAACAAACAUAAUUUCAAAUCGAUACAAUACAAGCUUAGCUAGCCUUCUAUCCAACACUUUUUUUUAAGAAAGGAAAUGUCUGUGGACAAAUUUGGUUACUCUUUUCAUAUUUAUUUCUGCAAUCCAAAUGACUGAUGUGUGUCAAUAGCUGUAAUACACUUCCCUCAUCUUGUUCCAAACCUAGAUGUUUUCUCUCUUCUGUGGUACACAAAAGUUAUUUUUCAAAUCAAAAUCAUGUUUUAGGUUUAGGGUUUGGGUUAGGGGUUCUUUAUAAUAAAUAUCUUAAUAACAUUGUUCGUUGGUUCAUCUAUUUUGUUAUGGGAGUAGAAGUCAUAUGUUUUUGUAUGAGCCAAAUUGUACUAACAUUACAACUAAUCAUGAGACUGGGUUAAAUAUUGCUACCAAUCAGUAACAUUUAUCAUGAAGAAAGUAAUUUACCAUAGAAACUCAUUCUCUAAGAUCACAUGAUCUUCAUUCAUGCAUGAGGGAUAAAUGAUUUUACAGAUGUAAUUCAAACCUCAGUGAGACUUCAAGAAUCUUGA
This is a messenger RNA of Myxocyprinus asiaticus (Chinese sucker), 6661 nucleotides long. RefSeq lists its product as uncharacterized. NCBI's taxonomy places the organism in Eukaryota, Metazoa, Chordata, Actinopteri, Cypriniformes, Catostomidae. Bases 2628 to 4631 code for a protein of 667 amino acids. The record is from RefSeq and is a predicted model, not a curated record. The transcript has 2 exons. Gene Ontology annotation, molecular function: catalytic activity.